AUGAGGAUAAAGAAGAAGGGCACCACCGGAGCCGUGACCAACUACGUGUCUCGCACCAAGGCGAUCAAAAAGCUGCAGUUGUCGCUGAAGGAUUUCCGUCGCCUAUGCAUCCUCAAGGGCAUCCACCCUCACGAACCCCUUCACAAAAAGACCGUCAACAAGGGUAGCAAUGAGAGCAAAGUGUGGUACUACGUCAAGGACAUCAACUUCUUGAUGCAGGAGCCCAUCAUCAACAAAUUCCGCGAGCAAAAGAUUUUCCUGCGCAAGCUGAACCACUACAAAGCUAAACAAGAAGAUGAUAAGGUGAAGAAGUUGUUCGAGAACCGCCCUAUCUACUCGUUGGAUAUUAUUGUCAAGGAACGGUACCCGACGUUUGGAUCUGCACUCCGUGAUCUCGACGAUGCUCUGUGCCUCGGGUUCCUUUUCGCCCGUUUGCCGCACACGAAGCUCAUUCGAUCGGAGACGAUUUCCGAGUGCAAGCGCCUUACAACCGAGUUCAUGCACUACGUCAUCGAAUCUCAUUCCUUGACGAAUACGUUCAUCUCGCUGAAGGGCAUCUACUACCAGGCGAUCAUCUGCGGCGAGAAAAUUACCUGGAUUGUGCCGCACGAGCGCGGAUUUGAGACGGCCCACCACGUCGAUUUUUCACUGAUGGCCGUUUUUGCCGAGUUCUACGUCGCCAUGAUGGGCUUCGUCAAUUACCGUUUGUAUCAGAUGUUGGGUCUCUACUACCCACCGACAAUCCAGUCGCCCAAGGCCGCCAUGGAAACGAAUGCUGAGGAGGAUUUGGACAAGGUUUACUCACUUUGUCGUCCUAUUGCUCGCAAAGAGGAACCCGGCAAUGAUGAGGAGGACGAAAUUUUGGAUGGUGACGAUGAGGACGAUUCGGUUUCGCGACUGAAGGAGGCUAAGCGCAUCCGCACGCUUUUCCAAGGGUGUACAUUUUUCAUCAACCGCGAAUGCCCGAAGGAAGCGAUCGCUUUGGUCGUGAGAAAUUGCGGUGGCAAGGCGACUUGGGAAAAUGCUCCGGUUGAGCUGACGGGCAUCACACAUCACAUUGUCGAUCGUCCGAUGACGAAUGUUGACGUCAACCGUAUCUACGUCCAGCCCCAAUGGGUCUUUGACUCGUUGAACGCGCGCAGAAAAUUGCCGACGAAACCCUAUCUGCCCGGAGAGACUCUGCCACCGCAUUUUAGUCCGUUCGUCAAGGAGAGACCGGGCGAUUACAUUCCGAUUGAGCGUAUCGAGGAACUUCGCAGUCUUGGCGAGGAUGUGGACAAUCUAACCAUCCAGCCGCAAGCUUCUGGCGCGACGGCUGCGAAGCCAAAGGCCAAGGCCGAGCCCAAGGAAAAGAAGAUGGAAGUCGUCUCUGGAAAGAUGCACAAGAAGAACAAGCAACAAGUCAUCAAUCAAAAGGGCGAGGAUAAGAAGAUGCGCGAGUUGAUGUUGAAGAAGAAACACGUCCGAGUUUACGACAAACUUACCAAGGGAAUCAAGCGUCGUCGUGGAGAAGCAAGCAAGCUCGCCGAUAAGCGCCGCCGUCUCGAAAGUACCGCGAAA
Messenger RNA from Mesorhabditis spiculigera, 1560 nucleotides. The record is from the annotation of a GenBank genome assembly. Lineage: Eukaryota; Metazoa; Nematoda; Chromadorea; Rhabditida; Rhabditidae.